Molecule: messenger RNA, 243 nt
Organism: Cooperia oncophora
Lineage: Eukaryota; Metazoa; Nematoda; Chromadorea; Rhabditida; Trichostrongylidae
Source: the annotation of a GenBank genome assembly
AUGGAUGGUCAAAUUACUUCUUCGGUUUAUCCUUUAUCCAGGAUCAGAUUCCAAGUGGCUAAUCCAUUAAUGAUUAUGAUCUUCAUACCAAUAUUCCAAUUCUUGGUAUAUCCUUUUCUGGAUAACAACGGAAUGAAGACCACCUUGCUUCAACGCAUGGCGAUUGGUGGAAUGACGGCGGCUUUUGCAUUUGUAAUGUGUGGCUUCGUACAACUUCGUGUCAAUGUACUACCCAUUUCUUAA